Messenger RNA from Lycium ferocissimum, 730 nucleotides. RefSeq names its product B3 domain-containing protein REM9-like. The coding region runs from base 31 to 618 and encodes 195 amino acids. Lineage: Eukaryota; Viridiplantae; Streptophyta; Magnoliopsida; Solanales; Solanaceae. The transcript has 2 exons. The record is from RefSeq and is a predicted model, not a curated record. Gene Ontology annotation, molecular function: DNA binding.
CCGUCUAAGUUUGUGAAAAAACACAAGAAGAUGUUGGCUAAGAGCUGCAUACUCCAAACUGAUGCAGCUGGGAUUUCGUGGAAAGCAAGAAUAAAGAAAGAAAAGCCCAAUUACUUCAUAUGUGAAGGAGAAUGGGCACAGUUUGUGGUGUAUCACAAGCUGGCGAUAGGGGACUUUUUGCUCUUCUUUCUCAUUGAUAAAUUUACGUUCCAUGUGAUUCUCUACUCCAAGAAGCAUUCUGGAAACCUUCCUGGGGAGCUACCUUUUGAGGAACUCAGUUCUUCCUCUGAAGACGAAGGGGAAGGGGAGGAGGAAGAGAACAUCGAAGCUUCUGAGGAGGAUCAGCCAUGUAAGUUAAAAUGGAUCAGCCAAGAGCCAAUCGAUAUAUCAGAUUCUGAGGAAGAAAGUGUUGAUCCAACCCGUAGCUCCAAAGAUGGGGGAAAUCCGUGCUGUUCACGUCCAGGUAAAUCUGAUGUCAAAGCUGAUAACAUGCUCGGCAUGAAAAAGAGGGUUGACCCACCCAGUGGCUCUAAAGAUGGGGGAAAUCCAUGCUAUUCACAUCCAGGUAAGGUCAACCUCUUUCUAAAUUUUGGUAUGUUUCUAUGGCAGUCACAAUGAAAACAAUGAUGCAUAUAGAUCAUACCAACUUAUGUCUUAAUUGCUCUUGUUACUUAUUAAGUUUGGUAUUUCGGUAUAACUUAAAGCACUUUUUUAGCCUAGUUAAGGACUC